ACCAAUUUCCGUCUUGGAUAUUCCAAAACGUUUGACAAAUAAAUAAACACAAAAUAAAUCAAAAAGCAACACGGCAAGGUGGGUGAAUUUCGCUACAGGGAACCUACGCAUCAUUUUAGAGCGUCGCGCAACAAGAAACUCAAAGCGGCAAUAUGAAAAGGUGAAAUGAGCAAUUCCAACUGUGCUGGUUAGUAAAUGAUGGUGCUUAAAAUCGGCCGUUAUGGUAAAUCAAAAACUCGGCUAUUUUAUUACGUUAAUAUUUAUAAGUAUUGUUGCGACGUUCUAUCAGAUCCAGUUGAGUAGAUUACAAGAGAGAUUAGAUAAUUUAGUAAAUGCUCAGAGGUACAUUCCUAGACCGUCGGAAGUUGAAAGAGGUGUCGAUUUCACCGACGAAGAGGAUGUCCUAGUGUUAUACAACCGCGUACCGAAGACGGGUUCGACGAGUUUCGUGGGGAUCGCGUACGAGCUGUGCAAGAGGAACGCAUAUCAUGUGCUUCACGUGAACAUAACCGCAAACAGUCACAUAUUGUCGUUAAACAAUCAAAUAAGUUUCGUAAAUAACGUGACGAAUUGGAAGUCAAUGAAACCCGCCCUGUACCACGGUCAUUUCGCAUUUAUCGAUUUUUCCAAGUUCGGAUUUCCAAAGCCCUUGUAUAUCAACAUAAUUAGGAGACCUUUAGACCGAUUUAUAUCCUAUUACUAUUUCGUAAGGUACGGCGAUAAUUUUCGACCCUACUUAAUAAGAAGGAAGCAUGGUGAUACCAUAACAUUCGACGAAUGUGUGGAACGGGACUUGCCCGACUGCGACCCCAAUCUUAUGUGGCUGCAGGUCCCCUUUUUUUGCGGCCACGCCUCAAAUUGCUGGAAACCGGGUAACAAGUGGGCGCUCACCGAAGCUAAGAAGAAUCUCGUAAAUAAUUAUUUUUUGGUUGGUGUCACCGAAGAGCUCGAAGAUUUUAUCGGGGUCCUCGAACAGUCCCUGCCGAGAUUAUUUAAGGGAGCAACGAAUCACUAUCUAAACAGUAAUAAGUCGCAUUUGAGGCAGACCGUGCAAAAGGACUCGCCUUCCGAUGAAACCGUUAAAAAAAUCAAGCAGAGCGCGAUAUGGCAGAUGGAAAAUGAAUUCUAUGACUUCGCCGUUGACCAUUUCCAUUUUGCCAAGAAGAACACUUUGAAAAAUAAGCUGCAGAAGGUUAUGUAUGAAAAAAUAAGGCCCAAAUCACCCGCAUAAUUGUCUGUGGUUGCAAGUAGGGCUUUUUAUAGUUUUGGAAUAUAUUUGUUCUUUUUUUAAGUAUAUUUUUUUUAAAUCUUACUUGAAACCAACCAAAAUUAACCAAACUGUUUUAUCUGUCAACCUGGGGAUUCC
Messenger RNA from Cylas formicarius (sweet potato weevil), 1366 nucleotides. RefSeq names its product heparin sulfate O-sulfotransferase (gene Hs2st). Gene Ontology annotation, cellular component: membrane. NCBI's taxonomy places the organism in Eukaryota, Metazoa, Arthropoda, Insecta, Coleoptera, Brentidae. The record is from RefSeq and is a predicted model, not a curated record. Gene Ontology annotation, molecular function: heparan sulfate 2-sulfotransferase activity. The transcript has a single exon. The coding region runs from base 221 to 1231 and encodes 336 amino acids.